AUGGCGCAUUUCUCUCAAAUCACCAACCUAGCCGAAUACGCCGCCUGCAUCAAAGCCACAGCCGGAAAAACCGUCCUACUAGCCUACUGGCCCGAAGACGAAACCACUAACGAGGUAGCCACCGCCCUGCAAAAGCUACUCCCGUCAACAUCCUACGAACAGUACGAUGUAGUCGACAUUUACUGCUUCGACAUGUAUUCACUGCCUGAUCUGGGCAAUAUGCUAGAUGUGAGCUUUGUGCCGACGCUGAUGUGGUUCAUGGAUGGUGUUAUGGAUGCGAUUGUUUGGCACGAGGGGUGUGCGAUUGAGGGGGAGAGUGUAGAGAGGGGGGUUAAGAGAGUGGUGGAUAGGAUUAAGGGAGGGGAUAUUGCGGGGGAGGACAGUGAUGAUGAUUGGUAG
Messenger RNA from Alternaria incomplexa, 399 nucleotides. RefSeq lists its product as uncharacterized. The record is from RefSeq and is a predicted model, not a curated record. The transcript has a single exon. Lineage: Eukaryota; Fungi; Ascomycota; Dothideomycetes; Pleosporales; Pleosporaceae. Bases 1 to 399 code for a protein of 132 amino acids.